Messenger RNA from Menidia menidia (Atlantic silverside), 2034 nucleotides. NCBI's taxonomy places the organism in Eukaryota, Metazoa, Chordata, Actinopteri, Atheriniformes, Atherinopsidae. The record is from the annotation of a GenBank genome assembly.
AUGUCCAGAGUCUUUGACGAAGUGAUGGGGCUGGGAGACUUUGCCGAUUCCUCCCGGGGCUCCGUUUCUUCCUCUAAGAGCGAGGAAAAGGGCCCGGAGGAGACUUCGGAACAAGGAGAAAACCGGGUGAUGGAGGAGGACAGUAAUGGCAGCAAAAUGGAGGAAAAGGGGGAGGAGAGAGUGGGGGAAUCCCAGAAACAGGACUCUGUUAUUAAUGUAGGAACCAGGGAUGGAGAGGAAGGAGGAAGUGGGGGUUCAGCGUCUGAUGAUGCAGUGGAUGGUCUUCCUGUUUAUGGACCUGAGGAGGAAAAGGUGGAGGAUGAGGAAGAGGUAGAAAAGGUGGAGGAAGAGGUGGAAAAGGUGGAGGAAGAAGAGGAGGAAGAGGACUGGCACUUUGCGCUUCCGAUGGGUUCCCUGGAGGACACAGACGUGGGGAAGGCCAAAGCCAAAGGAGACCAAACUGAGCCGGGGACCAUCGUGACCCCGGAGAAGGCCUCCGUUAGUAAGCAAGGAGGAGAAGAGGAAGAGGAGGAAAAGGAGGAAGAAGAGGAGGAAAAGGAGGAAGAGCGAGGCAAGGAGGGGAGCGGGGAGUCGGCCAACACCUCCCACUCCUCCCAGGAGGAGAACCCCCCCCAGGAGAGCAGAGAAGAUGGCGUCCAAAACCAAACGGAGGAAACGGAGGAGAGUCGACCGGGAGAGAGGUCUGAGGGAGCCCCGGUGGAGGAGAGCCCCCCCCCUCCUCCUCCUCCUGCCCCCAGCAUCAAAGAGGAGCCGCUGGACGAAGGUUACGACGCCGCUCUGCUUCCCCAGAGCUCCAUCAGGCAAAUAAAGGAGGAGCUGGAGCAGCAGGAGGAGGAGUUGAGGAUCAGCUCUGUGUAUUCUGUGGGUGGAGGAGGCACUUUUACUUCCCCUACCAUGCCCACAGCCGUGCAGCUCCAGGCCCCCACGGCCUUUUUCAUCCCCAGCAGAGGAGCCGUUCUGCAGGCCGUGGCCCCCCUCCCCGUCCGGCCGCCGGCCGUCGUCCCGGCAACCGUCCACUCCCUGGCGCCGCGCCCGCCGCCGCCCGCCGUCCCGGGAAGCGUGCGCUGCAGCGGCUGCUCAAAGGUUCUGUUGAAAGGUCAAACGGCGUUCCAGAGGAAAGGCUCGACGCAGCUCUUCUGCUCCACAGUUUGUCUAACGGGACACCUUCCUCCAGCCAAUAAGAACCGGGCCUGUUUCCAGUGCCACAGGGAGAUCUUUCAGCCCCGGGACAUGAUCACCAUCCCGGGCGACGACAACACCAUCAUGUACUUCUGUGGGCAGUUCUGUCUGUCCGUUUUUAGGCACAAACGGAAACAGGUGGAUAACGUCCCGGACAAACGAACAGACAAACGAACGGAGACUAAACCGGAGAAACCGCCCGAGAAGCAGCUGGAGCCCAUGCCCGAUAAACCCGUUUGUAGCGUCUGCAAAGUCACCAACAAGCAGCAGUUCAAACAGGAAGUGGCUUCCCGGCAGCCGGAGCAGGUUUGGCUGCCCUGCAGCUUCUGCUGCGGGUUCGCCCUCCGGACCCUCAGCAGCCAUUACGGGGGGAAGGUGGAGGAGUUCUGCCGCCCACACUGCAUGUCCCAGUUCACCGUGCUCUACUACGGGCCACUAUGGGGGGAAGGUGGAGGAGUUCUGCCGCCCACACUGCAUGUCCCAGUUCACCGUGCUCUACUACGGGGCUGCCAGCAGCAGUUCAAACAGGAAGUGGCUUCCCGGCAGCCGGAGCAGGUUUGGCUGCCCUGCAGCUUCUGCUGCGGAUUCGCCCUCCGGACCCUCAGCAGCCACUAUGGGGGGAAGGUGGAGGAGUUCUGCCGCCCACACUGCAUGUCCCAGUUCACCGUGCUCUACUACGGGGUGGAGGAGUUCUGCCGCCCACACUGCAUGUCCCAGUUCACCGUGCUCUACUACGGGGUGGAGGAGUUCUGCCGCCCACACUGCAUGUCCCAGUUCACCGUGCUCUACUACGGGGUGAGCGCCAUGGUUCCACUCCAGGUUUAUUCCCCCUAA